Messenger RNA from Miscanthus lutarioriparius, 672 nucleotides. Lineage: Eukaryota; Viridiplantae; Streptophyta; Magnoliopsida; Poales; Poaceae. The record is from the annotation of a GenBank genome assembly.
AUGGCUGGCGCCGACGUCGACGUCGGGACGGAGCUCCGGCUCGGCCUGCCGGGAGGAGGCGCCGAGGCGGCCAAGGCCGCGAAGAGGGGCUUCGAGGACACCAUCGACCUCAAGCUGAAGCUGCCCACCGCCGGCAUGGAGGAAGCUGCCGCCGCCAAGCCGGAGCCGGCAGCCGAGAAGGCCAAGAGGCCCGCCGAGGCGCCGGCCGCUGAUGCCGAGAAGCCACCUGCACCCAAGGCACAAGCUGUGGGUUGGCCACCAGUCCGAUCAUACCGCAGGAACGUCAUGACCGUCCAGUCUGUCAAGAGCAAGAAGGAAGAGGAACCUGAGAAGCAGCAAUCCGCUGCCAAUGCCAGCGGCAACAGCUCCGCCUUCGUGAAGGUCAGCAUGGACGGCGCGCCCUACCUGCGCAAGGUGGACCUGAAGAUGUACAACAGCUACAAGGACCUCUCCAUUGCUCUGAAGAAGAUGUUCAGCACCUUCACCACAUCUGGGAACAACAUGAAUGAGGGGAAAUUGGUUAAUCCAGUCAGCGGUGCUGAUGUGGUCACUACUUACGAAGACAAGGAUGGCGACUGGAUGCUUGUUGGCGACGUCCCAUGGGAGAUGUUUGUCGAGUCAUGCAAGCGUCUGAGGAUCAUGAAGAGUUCUGAAGCCAUAGGUCUUGGUUAG